ACUGUGAAAGAAAGUAUUGGCGAAAGGAGCUCGCGCAUGGAUGAGUGUGAACUGCGCUGUCACCGCCGGUCCGCUUGUAAAAUGACGGUCUCAAGUGCCAAACUAGCAACUGUGAGUGAGGAAGGCAGCGCAGAUCGUCAACCCCACUAGAUUUGGACAUCAGGCAGUGCAGUAGGGAUUCCUGGGGACAAGUGGCUCUUCAAAAACCAAAAACUUUUUAACUACAGCUUCGCAUCCAACAGAGCCAAUGGCGGCAUCGGAGAAAACGCUCAUUUACCGAGACGACACCGCUUCGUUUAAGAAUUUGAUUUCAAAGGAUUUGCGCCUAAUAGCUCCUCAGGAAGAGUCCCAUUAUGUGGAUCUAAACGACUUGCUGGAUCUAAAAUUAGACAACACAAAUGCAGUGAAAGCGACAUGUACUGGCGACACAAGUCAACUUGACCGGAUUCAUUUAAAUGCGUCAAGUGAAAAAAUACACGAAUCCAAUAAUUAUUCCGGAUGUCAAAUGGACUGCAAGUUAAAAGAGAAAGCGGGAAAGUCUUGCUUUAUUGAAACAGACCCUUCGAAAGUACAUCAAGUCAAUAAAAAUGACAUGGACUGUACCGAAACACAUGCCGAACGGGACCUUAAUUCAGAGAACGCGCCCGGCCAGUCGGAGACACAAGGCACAGACAAUGACAAUGACCAGUACACAGAACUGUAUAUGAGCAGCAGCAAAAGUGAGUCGGACGACGAUGUUACUGUGGUGCUUUCAGAUGAUGGCACGUCAGAAGUUCACGAAGAUGAGUCUCAUUAUAUUACAACCCAUGAAAUCCAGCUUUUGGAGUUGGACCAUGAUGUGGAUUAUGACUAUGAAACGGGAUCGAGUUGGGACAUCGAGGGCGACCACCAGGUCUACUCGUUUGUCGAUUAUGCUUUUUUCGACAGCGAUGAAACGAUAGUAACCAAAGAAGCAAGUAUGAAAAGCCAUCAUGCGCAGGCCACGACAAGCGCUGCAGUUAUAAGCAAUAAGCCGGAGGACAAUCUCUGUGAUUCCGACAAAUGUCCCAGCUCAAGCGAGAGCCUGUCAAAAAAACAGAACAGCGCCGGGCAGAUUCAGUUAUCCAUUAAAGCCACUUCACGCGCUAUAAAUGAGCCAAGUCAUGACAAACAACGUGGAGAUAUAAGUCGUUAUGUUUUGAAAGAGGUGGGUGCAAAAGGCGACAAAGUGCGUGACAACGCAAAGUGUUUUAUUGCUGUGCCGGGGCGCUUGCACUUUGGCAGCAAAGUGAAAAGCAAAGAUGUGAACGAGUACUCAAGCGGUGAGUCCAGCGCAGUGAGCGAGCUGGAUGACGCAGAUAAGGAGGUGCGCAACCUCACUGCCAGAUCAUUUAAAAGUUUGGCAUACCCAUAUUUCGAUGCCAUUAAUUUUAGUACUUCCAGUGAGUCUUCGGCAUCGGAGCAUGGACUGGGAAUCAACAGGUGGUCGACGUUUGUUGACCUAAAGUAUGGCAAUGUAAACAUGCCUAAAUCACGAGAUCAAAGCUUUCUAGCUAAUAAAGGCACCACAUCAAACUUACAGUUCGCCAGAAAGAAGGACGGUAAGGGGAUAACAGGGUUGACAUUAACAAGUAUGCGAGCGCCCCCCGUUGAGAUAUUUGCUAUCAAUGGCAAUUUAGUUGGUCGUAAAAACGCAUCGUCAACAACGAAAAAGAUUGAACUUAUGGGGAAGUUUUCACAAGGUCAAAGUGGGGUCAUAAGGCUGACCGAAACAUUAAAUUUUCGGUGUAAUGUUAAAUCCGGGCAGGCAGAAAAUGAAAGGCGCGUGAAAACUGCACAAAACGCUGGAGGAUCACGUUCCACAGAUGAAGUUACAAACACCUUGCCAAGCGCUCAGGAGAGUGAGGCCAGCCAGCAACCCUGCAAUACAUGGGAAACCAUGGAAGACACGCACAAGAAAGCAGUAUUCGCAUCGAGUCUCCUCAAAAAUGUCAUCUCCAAGAAAAUACAGUUUGAGCAGGAGCGCAAAAUGGAGAGGGGCGAGAUUUGCGAAACCCACCACGCGCCUUCUCCGUGUUUUGCGACGCAUGAACACGAAGCGCAGAAGGAGAAAGUGAAAAGGAAAAGUUCCAAAGGGCUGCAGAGGCAAAGCUCGAAAUUCUCAGAAGCUGACUCUGACUACACCAUCGUCUGCGUGGAUGAACUUGGGGACAUAGUGGACAGUAAUUCAAGCGAUGCGAAAGACGACGGUCACACAGAAGAGGCUUUUACCAGUGCACCAGAAACGAAUGUGGAUUCGGCGAAUGAAGCUGCGAAUGAUACUAAAAAAGGAGCAUUCGAUGCAUCCAAAAGCACCCUGCUUCGAAGCCAAAAUAGCGCGUUCAGAUCGUGGAAGGACGAGGAGCUAGAGUUUCAAAAGGAACAUAAAAACGAUAAAAACCCUGAAGGGAAACUACAACCGCCGCACGAGUGCCCGAGGGAAACGAACUUAUACGUCGAGUCGCCGACCAGCAAACACACUAAAAUGUCACAUUUGUUCGUGCCGAGUAUCCAGCUUCCGUCCGCGGAGAGGGAAUGCAGCAAAUCGCCGCCGAAUAUAAUUGAUUCCGUGCGCGAUCAAGGAGAGAAACUGCGCUCAAACACCCUGCACGUUACAGACGCAUCGCGCGGCGCUGUAAAAUCCAAGUCACCAGAAAUUAAAAUUAGUUUACGGAGCGUACGGGAUAACAAAAGCCACCCGUUCGAUAUCGCGAAGCUGUUGACCCCCAAUAUAAGCUGUAACGCGGCGGGGCCGUUAAAGACAGCUGAUGACACCAGAUGCCAAGCGCUCCCCGCUGCGUUAAAGGGUGAGUCGUCGGGUGAGAAAAUUCCUCACUUCAUAGUCAGAGACAUUAGAGAUAACAAGGGUAAACUACAGCCACCUAUACACCAGGUUAGAGACGUGCGUAAAUUAGUUAAGAGCUCGUACCACUUUGUGCCUUUGGACAGUCAAGACAAGUCUACCCAUUUGACUUCAGAAGGGGAGCACAAAACACCAAAGCAGAGCGCAUGCCUAAAUUCAGCUUCUCUCUCGCCCAUCGUGAUUAAAUGUCAGUCCGUGAAUACAAAUAGCAAUUUCAAGCAAUCUGAAAAUUUAAUAGACUUAUCUAAGCGAAGAUUUUCAGAUGAUGUGCUUGAGCAGGACGCGUCAUCCCCACAAGUUCCUACAGAGGGCGCCAAAAAUGAGAGCAUGCAGAUCCAAAAACCAGUUAACACACUGCCUUUAGACAGCCCAAAGCAAGAGGUUCCAGCUGGUUUAAGAAUUGAGGCAAGUGGCAAUAAACAAGAUAAAAUGAGUGACAUAAGUGAGAAAAAAACUGAACCCAAGAUUGCCAACCAGGGUGCCUUGGAGAAAUUGCAAGCUGCUGUCAAAACGAUGGAGCAGCUGUAUGUUUUUGACAAGAAAGAAUGGAAGAGAAAAUCAGAGCCUCAAAAAAUAACGGAUAGCCACGUGCUCUCACUUAUUGCCAGGGAAGAGCAUGGGGGGACGCUGGAGGAACAGGAAUGCAAUGCUAUUGCACCCACAAUAAACAUAGAUAGGCUUGUGAGACGAGAUUCAAACACAGAGAAAGCCUCAUCUGAUGGACCUUUGUUGACCCAGUCUGAGAUGCCUGCAAAAAAACAAGACAAGGAGACCCCCAACCCAUCAACCACUCCAAUCACUCACAAAGAGAAAACUGACCCUAAACCACUCGUGCAGCAAACAGCAACACCCAGUAAGAAAACAGCCCUGAGACACAGUCAAAAGCCUUUAGCCACAGCAACAAGUUGCAUAAAAACACAGCAAACAGAUGCGUCAUCAUCAGCAUCUCUCACUUCGAAGGGCCUGGCACCAAAGUCUCCAAAACUACCUGUGUGCUUGAAGACAUCUCAACGAAAGCGCAUUAUAGAGGAGAGAGAAAGGCCAAAUGGCAGUGAGACUGAGUUUGCCCCUCUUCAGUUUACUUCCACAGCAGAUUCUGAAAACUACCUAACCAUACCCGUGAAGCCCCACGCCACCUCCGCCGUUAAAAAAACAAACAGAUCUGAACUCGGGAAAACAGCAGUUCCAGCCACGGGAGGUAAAACACGAACUGCCAGUCCACCAUCUUAUCUCAGUCACAGUGAAGUAAGAGGACACAGAGAGAUCCAUCCGUCCCCAAAGCGAUCAUCUAUUGCCAUGGAGACACGGUCCCCAGAUACCCCUACUGCCACUAUUUACCAUACAUCUCUGCCUCUUACGAUGCAAGCAGCUCAACCUCAGGUGAUUUGUUUCUCUCCUGCAGUUCAACCUUCCCCGGUCCAAACAGAGCACUUUCAGCCCACCCAAAGAAAGAUGCUUUUGGAUCCCACCACUGGAAACUACUACCUGGUGGACACUCCGGUCCAGCCGGUCACCAGGCGUCUUUUUGACCCAGAAACUGGGCAGUAUGUGGACAUCCCUAUGCCUCAGCAGCCUCCAAUGACCCCUGUCCCCUUGCCAAUAUCCCCCCUCGCCCUCAGUCCGGGGGCUUAUGGCCAUACCUACAUGUUUUACCCAGGAUACAUGCCAACCACAAUGAUCCCCACCCAUGCUAUUCAGUCCCAGCUGUCUAUGCAGUCAGAGGCAGAAGAAGGAGAUAAAUCCCACUUACACAUGAGACAGCAGGAGGACGCGGCUUACAUGGAGAGCGCUUACUAUAUGCCAUCUGGGAAUUCGUCACACGCAACGUCUGCAGCCCAACACAUUACCACCAGCAGGUUAUCCAACAGCAAGCAGCCUAUCAUCAGCAUAAGCUCCCAGCACGGGCCAAGGAUCAUUGCUCCCCCCUCCUUUGAUGGCACAACCAUGAGCUUUGUGGUGGAGCAUCGGUAAAGGCGUACUCAUAUUGAAUGCAAGUGAGCCACACUACAUCACGUUAUUGUCCUGAACCUAUUCACCAUAUUUUGGAAUCAUGAUUACCAUCACAAACAUCAUCAUAAUCAUCCUUAUCAAAAUAACAUUGCCCGGUUAUUAUUGUAGUUCUCUGUUUCAGUAGCGCACUUGUCUAACAUUGUGUUGUAAACUGCUUUGUCUCUCAAAUCUUUAUGAAAGUUGCUGGAAAUUGUAGUUGUGCAUUAUAUACACAUUUAGUUUAUUGUUUAAAAAAAGUUUACUGUUGGCACCUUAAAAAAAUAUCAACCAAAGUAAUCAGUCAUAUUAAGUAAAGAGUACCCAUUUUUAAAAGAAAUGACAAUUACAUGCCCACAUAUUUUUAAUGCACAUGUAAAUUACAUGGUAUAUCUUCUUUUUAGUGUGCAUUUUGAUGCACAUUAAAUAAUUAGCUUUAUUACAUAAAAUACAUAAAGUUUCUUCGUGUAUCACUUAUCCUUUAACGGAAGUUCUUUUUGCUGACCUUGCUUCUCAACACUUUUCCUUUAGAGGCGUUCUGCAAAAUGAUUGGAUUACAAUUUUAUAUUGUAUAUUUUUUGUCGUUUCCUGCUGGUAUUAAAUAGACCACCACAUAAAAACACACAAUACUGUGUGGAUGGUGGGGUGAAUGGAAUUUUUUAGGGGAUGGUCCUCUAUUUUAUUAUAGUACCAGUAAAGUAUGAGUGUGUGAGCGAAUGUGUUCACCAGAUCACUUUGAUUUGGUAUUGCAGUUCCUUCUGUUCAGGCAACAGUGAUAAAGAAUCAAGGUCAAGUGAAUUGAUUUCUGGUAAAGAUAUGAGAGGUAUGUAUGUUAGAGAUUUUUUGUAUUUAAAUGCAUACUGCUACUCAGAGUCAAAUAUCCAGUCACUCUGCCCAAAUAAUUUUUUGGAUAAGGGAUUUUAAUCUGCAAAUACUCACAUUUAUGUAUCACUGUAAUUUAUCUGUUGUAUGUUAUUUUUGCUUGAUUUGUCUCUUGGUUUCUAAAGUGAAAUCGAAUUGUAUCUAUUAUAUGAUUGUGUUUUGAUAGCCCUAUAUUAAUUUAUCAUAUAAUUCAAUAUUUCAAUAGAAACAUGGCCAAUUACAGUACAUUUUAGCUCCAAUUGAAAUUAAUUGAAUUGUCUAUAAUAAAAAUGUAUUCUUUUUAACUACAAAGAAUAGCCAUCUCAGGACCCGUGUACAGUGAAAAAAUAGUUCUUGAUUAGAAUUUUUUUGCUUAACCUAAUGCACUUUUUAAAACCCUUUAUUUCAAGAAUGUAAUGUAGGUUUACAUGAAUUGAAAUGAAUGUUUGAAAUUAAUCAUAGCCCAGACUCAGAUAUUUCUAACAAAUCAAACUAUCUUUAAAUUUGCAAUUAUUUUAAAUGUUUGUCAAGCAGAGUCAGUACAUUUGGUUACUCUGUUCUUUUGGACAAAGCUUGAUUUUUUAAUGUUCUAAGUAUAUCAGUGUUGGAGCUGCUGGUCAGUCCGUUAAGUUGUCUUUGAGAAAGUUUGGUGUGCUGUUUUUUCUUAAGGUUGAUCAGAAUAUCAGAGCAUUUCAAUGACAAUGAUUUUUUAAAAUAAAACAUAAUAAAUGCAGAUCAAAUCUGUACAGCACUGUAUGUAAAAAUGUGUUUAGUGUUUAGUAUGCACUGUAUGUUGAUUAUGUGUAGUCUGUACAGAGGAUAAUGCAAAAGACUUGUAGUGAUGUAAUCAGGAAUCACUUGAUGUCAUAAAGGCAAACGUGUUUUAUAAGUCACAUCUUAUGACUGGUGUUUGAGUAAGAUUCAAAUGAUGGCAACGUAAUGUUUACAAGGGUAAGAGGCAUGUGUAAAGAAGGGUAUGUGUAAGUAAGAAUAUACUAUUGUGUUUGGAAAGAAUUAAGACUGAAAAUCAAAGGAUUGCAAAGGAAGAAAUGUUUAUUAAGAUGUUCUUAUAAAUAAAACUGUUUGCAUAAAGAA
This is a messenger RNA of Misgurnus anguillicaudatus (oriental weatherfish), 6823 nucleotides long. It is a transcript of the gene c21h4orf54, whose product is annotated as chromosome 21 C4orf54 homolog. The record is from RefSeq and is a predicted model, not a curated record. Lineage: Eukaryota; Metazoa; Chordata; Actinopteri; Cypriniformes; Cobitidae.